Messenger RNA from Dipodomys spectabilis (banner-tailed kangaroo rat), 2848 nucleotides. RefSeq names its product zinc finger protein 786 (gene Znf786). Gene Ontology annotation, molecular function: DNA-binding transcription factor activity, RNA polymerase II-specific; RNA polymerase II cis-regulatory region sequence-specific DNA binding. Gene Ontology annotation, biological process: regulation of transcription by RNA polymerase II. The record is from RefSeq and is a predicted model, not a curated record. The transcript is spliced from 6 exons. NCBI's taxonomy places the organism in Eukaryota, Metazoa, Chordata, Mammalia, Rodentia, Heteromyidae. Bases 1 to 2445 code for a protein of 814 amino acids. Gene Ontology annotation, cellular component: nucleus.
AUGGCCCUGCGCUGCCCGGCCCGGUCCCGGGAGUCUCCGCCGCCGUCUCCGCUCCACGCAGGCGCCGGCCCCGGUGGUCUCCCGCAGGCGUCGCGGCACGGCCCUGCCUUCCUCGCACCGACGAGGCCCGCACGGCAGCCCGGCCUCGGGAGCGCGGGGUCGCGGCGGGGCUGGGAUGCUGUGGGUGCCCUGCCCUCAUCCCUUGGCAUCUCUAUCCACCUGUUCAUAAUGGCCCCAGGCCUAGAGGACAGCUCCUCUUGGUUCCAAUCUCUCGGCUGUGUCCCCUGGGCGCUCCCCGAGGGCGGGCCCGGGCGGCGCGCGCUCCUCCCGCCGGCAGGGGGCGCUGCGGCGCGAGCGGCCGCCUCCCAGCAUGCCCCGCGCAGCGCGCCGGGCCGGGGGCCGCCGGGCUGGACCUGGGGGUCGCGGCGGAGCGGGACUUGGCACGGUGCCGUCAGGACGGUGGGCGUUACCGGAGCCAGCGCCCAGCCCGGGCAGUGCACCGGACAGCGGGCCAUGGCCGAGCUGGCUCCGUUACCGCUGACUUUUGAGGACGUUGCCAUUUAUUUCUCAGAGCAGGAAUGGCAACAUCUGCAGACUUGGCAGAAGAUGCUCUACAAGCAUGUCAUGAGAACCAAUUAUGAGACUCUAGUCUCUCUAGACAGUGAUCUUUCUAAACCAGAGCUAAUACUCUGGAUUGAACAUGGGAGAGAGCCCUUCAAGAGCUGGGAAGAAUCAAAGAAACUAGACAGCAUAAUGCAUUCCUCUGCUGAGGCGCAUUUUGAUCCAGUGACAGAGCAAAAGCUGUUGGAUCCUUUUCAGGGCCACAAAUCCUCUGGACCCUUCUUAGGAGAGAGGGAAGACAUUUCCUUCAGGCCAGAGUCGGGCCUCGGCCUCAUGACCCCACAGAGACUUGACACACUGGCUCUGGCUGCGGUGGCCCAUGGCUCUAGCAUGUCUGCCCAUGAAGAGGGAAUUCCAAGGCACAGAGCUGCGGGUCUCCCUGGCCCGCAGGAAGCCCCGUCCUGGCCAAGUGUCCCACGCCCUCACCUCGUCUGUGGGGAGAACUCUGGCAAGAAAAACCACUUAGUGAGGCACCACGUGGGCCACACCAAGGACCCGCCUGUUAGGGCUGGAAGGAAAGCCACGGGCCCUGCAAAAGCCCAGCGGCCUUGGGACGUGGCCGGGGCCCCGAGGCCGCUCCCGUGUCCUGCGUGUGGGAGAAGCUCCCAGGGGAAGCGGUAUCUGCUGAGACGCCUGGCCAGGAAGAGUCCAGCCCCGGGCCCCAAAUGCAACGUGUGCUCCCAUCCAGAGCAGACCCUCUCCUGCCACCCCGUCCCACGCGAGGGCCCAGAGCCCUCCUGGGAGCCCCUCGGCCCCGCGACCCCCAAGGACAGCCCGCACUGGGCCAAGGCGCCCACCUCCUGGCGAGGACGAGGGGGACGGCCGGUCUCGCGCGGCGAGCGUGGCCAGGCCCGGGGCAGGCCCCGUGGCGCGCGGGCCCCCGCGGAUGAGCCACCCUUCCAAGGCACCCAGGGCCAGGCGCGCGCCCAGGGCCAGGCGCGCUCGGGCCUGCGCAGCCUGCUGCGGGCAUCGCUGCCUGGGCACAGCGACCCCAGGCCGCUCCCCUGCGGCGAGUGCGGCCGCGCCUUCUCCCACCCCUGCAAGCUGCGCGAGCACCUGCGCCUGCACAGCGGGGAGCGGCCCUUCCGCUGCCCGGACUGCGGCAAGAGCUUCCGCCUCCGGGGCGUGCUGCGGGCGCACCAGCGCACCCACAGCGCGCCCAGGCCCUUCCCGUGCGCGCAGUGCGGCAAGGGCUUCACGCGGCCGUCCAAGCUCGCCGAGCACCUGCGCCUGCACAGCGGCGAGCGGCCCUUCCCCUGCCCGCAGUGCGGGCGGCGCUUCCGCCUGCGGGGGCAGCUGCGCAGCCACCAGCGGCUGCACACCGGGGAGCGGCCCUUCCGCUGCCCCGACUGCGGCAAGAGCUACCGCGUCAAGGCCGACCUGAAGGCGCACCAGCUGCUGCACGGCGCCCAGAUGCCCUUCCCCUGCCAGUGCGGCAAGGGCUUCGCCAAGCGCUCCAAGCUGGUGGAGCACGUGCGGACCCACACCGGCGAGAAGCCCUUCCCGUGCCCCGAGUGCGGCAAGGCCUUCCGCCUGCGCGCGCAGCUGCUCAGCCACCGCGGCCUGCACACCGGGCAGCGGCCCUUCCGCUGCCCCGAGUGCGGCAAGGACUUCCGGGAGAGGGGCCACCUGCUCCGCCACCAGCGCAUCCACCGGCCCGAGCGGCCCUUCGCCUGCGGCGACUGCGGCAAGGGCUUCCUCUACAAGUCCAAGCUGGCGGCGCACGUCCGAGUGCACGCCAAGCCCUGCCGCGCCCCGCGGGAGCCCGACGUCCAGAAGAGGCGGAGCCAGCUGUUCGCCAUGAUCGAAGCCGACUGGAGCUGAGGCCCGAGCCUCCGCAGUCCUAGCGCCCGAGCAGCGGGCCUACUUCACGCAGGCCUGUGCUCUUAUGAAGCAUCACUGGCUAUGUUUCUCAGCUAUGAGUCAAAGAGGGGCUGGGAAGGUGGCUCAGUGGUAGAGCGCUAGCCUUCAGGCCCCACAACCGACAAAGAGAGGAGAGGCCAGAUAUUGGUUCUGCCUGCCAUCUGAGGUGAUGAUUCUUCACAGAAAUGCAAAGCUAGUUCCAACAUUCCAGGGUGAGUUAAGAUACAAGGGCUUCCAAAACCACGAGGCGAGGAAGACACUGCCCUGUCAAAGACGAGACCUCAUUGUCCUCAAUGUCUUUUCAAUCGCUUCCUUACCCACCCCAACCCCCAGGUUGUUUUUGUUUUUGUUUCCGUGCCAGUCG